Messenger RNA from Dovyalis caffra, 996 nucleotides. The record is from the annotation of a GenBank genome assembly. NCBI's taxonomy places the organism in Eukaryota, Viridiplantae, Streptophyta, Magnoliopsida, Malpighiales, Salicaceae.
AUGGACAUAGAUCCUCCACUUCAAGAGACUUACAAGGCCCUUUUCAAGGACGCUCGUGUGAAAGCAAAAGAUGAUCAAAAGAACCUUCUCAAUAUGGUUGAAGAAUGUGAGCUGCCUCUCAUUGAUAUCAGUCGCUUAACGUUUGGACAUUUGGAGAGAGAGAAGUGCAUAAAAGAGACGGCUGAAGCUGCAACCCAGUGGGGCUUCUUUCAAGUACUGAAUCAUGGGGUUCCAAGGGAGGUUUUGGAAAGCUUGAAAUUUGAGCAAAUGAAGGUGUUUCAUGAACCCUUUAACAAGAAGGCUGAUGAGAAAUUCUUGAAUGUAUUGGCAAAUAGUUACCGGUGGGGGAACCCUGAAGCUACUUGUUUGAGUCAGUUCUGUUGGUCCGAAGCUUUUCACAUAUCUCUAACUGAUGUUUCCAAGAUGAGAGAAUACAAGAAUCUCAGGUCAACCAUUGAAGCUUUCGCAAAAACAGCUGCCCUGCUAGCUCAAAAUUUAGCUGAAGUUUUAGCUCAAAACUUGGCUAUCCAUUCCAGUUUCUUUGGAGAAAAUUGUUCACCAAGCACUAGUUACCUUCGAAUGAACAGAUACCCACCAUGUCCAAUUUCUUCAGAGGUUCGUGGCAUGAUGCCUCACACCGAUAGUGGGUUCCUAACAAUUCUAUAUCAAGACCAAGUUGGGGGACUGCAAUUUAUGAAAGAUGGGAGAUGGGUUAGUGUUAGACCUGAGCCAGAAGCUCUAACAAUCAGUAUUGGUGACUUGUUCCAGGCAUUUAGCAAUGAUGUUUACAGAAGCAUCGAACACAGGGUAGUAGCUCAAGAAGUUGAAAGAUUUUCAGUGGCAUAUUUCUACUGUCCCUCUUAUGAUGCUGUAAUAGAGAGUAGCAUUAAGCCAGUUAGGUAUAGAAAGUUCAGUUUCAGAGAGUAUAGGCAGCAAAUCCGGAAGGAUGUUCAAGCUACUGGAGACAAAAUUGGGUUGUCUAGGUUUCUCUUGUAA